Molecule: messenger RNA, 1829 nt
Organism: Malania oleifera
Lineage: Eukaryota; Viridiplantae; Streptophyta; Magnoliopsida; Santalales; Ximeniaceae
Product: probable xyloglucan 6-xylosyltransferase 5
Exons: 1
Coding region: 223-1566 (447 amino acids)
Biological process (GO): xyloglucan biosynthetic process
Cellular component (GO): endosome; membrane; trans-Golgi network
Molecular function (GO): hexosyltransferase activity
Source: RefSeq, a predicted model, not a curated record
AACAGCAGAGUCGGUGCUCUGCUCAACUGUAGUUUCCUCCAGCCAAGUCCGCGCACGAACAGCCAAACACGUUUUCUCAACACGCCCAUUUGACUACCGUUUUCAGCAGCAACACAUCCAAAUCCCAAUCUCCCUCAUGCUCUGCCAUUGCAACAAUCACUGAUCCUCUGCUCCGAUCCCAAUUCACCGCCCAAUUCCACUCCCUCCCACGCACGUUCCACCAUGGGCCAGGACGGCGCCGCGGCAGCCAAGCGAGCCGGAGCACUCCCCACCACCACCAGAGGCCGCGGGCUUGCCGGUCUCCCUCGCGGCCGCCAGAUCCAUAAGACCUUCAACAACAUCAAGAUCACCAUCCUCUGUGGUUUCGUCACCAUCCUCGUCCUCCGCGGCACCAUCGGCGUCGGCAACCUCACUGCCUCCGACGCCGACGCCGUCAACCAGAACCUCAUCGAAGAGACCAACCGCCUCAUCGCCGAGAUCCGGUCCGACGGCGACCCUUCCGACCCCGACGAUCCCAUGGAUUCCAUCAACCCCAAUGUCACGUACACUCUCGGCCCCAAAAUCUCCGAUUGGGACGACCAGCGCAAGCGCUGGCUUGCUAGUAACCCCGAUUUCCCCAAUUUCGUCAACGACAAAGCUCGCAUCCUGCUGGUGAGUGGGUCUCCUCCAAAUCCAUGCGAUAACCCUAUUGGGGAUCACUAUCUUUUGAAGUCUAUUAAGAACAAGAUUGAUUACUGUAGAAUUCAUGGCAUUGAGAUUGUCUAUAACAUGGCUCAUUUGGAUAAGGAGCUUGCCGGGUACUGGGCGAAGCUGCCGCUGAUUAGGCGGCUGAUGCUGAGCCACCCGGAGGUGGAAUGGAUCUGGUGGAUGGAUAGUGAUGCCAUGUUUACGGACAUGGUGUUCGAGAUUCCACUCUCCAAGUAUGAUGGAUACAAUUUGGUUGUUCAUGGUUAUCCUGAUUUGAUGUUCAAUCAGAAAUCUUGGAUUGCUUUGAACACCGGUAGUUUUCUGUUCCGCAAUUGCCAGUGGUCAUUGGACUUGCUUGAUGCUUGGGCUCCCAUGGGUCCUAAGGGACCGAUUAGGGACGAAGCUGGCAGGGUUUUAACAGCUUAUUUGAAGGGGAGGCCAGCAUUUGAGGCCGAUGAUCAGUCUGCGUUGAUCUACUUGUUGCUUUCCAGGAAGGAUGAGUGGAUGGAUAAGGUUUUCUUGGAGAAUUCAUACUAUUUGCAUGGAUACUGGGCAGGAUUGGUGGACCGAUAUGAGGAAAUGAUUGAGAAGUAUCAUCCGGGGUUGGGCGAUGAGAGGUGGCCAUUUGUGACCCAUUUUGUGGGUUGCAAGCCUUGCGGGAGCUAUGGCGAUUAUCCGGUUGAGAGGUGUUUGAGCAGCAUGGAGAGAGCAUUCAAUUUUGCAGAUAACCAGGUGCUUAAGUUAUAUGGGUUUAGGCAUAGGGGCUUGUUGAGUCCUAAGAUCAAGAGGGUCAGGAAUGAGACAACCACUCCUUUGGAAUUUGUAGACCAGUUUGACAUUCGACGUCCAGCGCUAGGGAGCAGUGGAUCAAAAUCAUGAGUAACCCAUUCUUUUUGUUGUUUGAUAUUUUGAAGGCAAUGCAUUGUACUUUUGUCAUAUGAUGCUCAUUUCAAUAGAAUCACGUUUCUGAGACAGCAGCUUUCUUCUUUUGCUUUGCCCUUGUAAAACUGCUCAUGAAAUUUGAGUGCACACAAAAGUGGAGGUCUUUGUCUUAUUGCUUAUUUACAAUUCAUUUGCGCUUGUAUAAUUUAGAAUUAAUACUUCAAUUGUUAAAUGGACAUGCCUUCUUCACUUGGGACUCA